Molecule: messenger RNA, 2289 nt
Organism: Helobdella robusta
Lineage: Eukaryota; Metazoa; Annelida; Clitellata; Rhynchobdellida; Glossiphoniidae
Exons: 3
Coding region: 1-2289 (762 amino acids)
Source: RefSeq, a predicted model, not a curated record
AUGAGUUCGUUCUUGAAAAAACUCCUUCACAAAGAAAGACAUCAACUCAGUCGCAAUCACAUCAACAACCACGUUCAGCAACAACAACAACAUCAGCAACAACAACAAUACAUACAGCAACAUCAACAAAGUGACGACUACUAUUACAACAUGUUCCUACGACGACAUUCUCAACAACGACAACGAAUUGAAUCAGCUCUGCUCAAGUGCGUGCCAACAAAUGAUUACGAUUACUUCAACAAACAUCAACAACAACCACAACGACGACAUCAACAACCACAACAACGACAUCAACAGCCACAACAGCUACAGCCGCAACAGCGUAGAUUUAUCAAACAACAACAACAAUUGGCACGUUUCAACAACAACAACAACAACAUGACCAGUACAGCCCUCCAGCCAACCGCCUCAGACAUCGUAUCGAAUAACGGCCAUUACUUUCAUCUACGCCACUUCGUCUGCUGCCACUGUCACGUGACACUUGCCGGAAGUGAAUGCGUCAUCGCCCAAGAGAAAAGAUCAUCAAUCGGUGUCGGUAUAAACAGAAACAAUGGGGAUUACCACUACAACUACAACAGCAACAGCAGUAACUUCAACAACCACAACGACUACUACAACAUCGGCAGCUAUUGCAGCUUCGAUAAUAACCACAGUAACAGCAGCCAUUAUCGAAGUAUCGAUGAAAUAAAUGCAAGAUAUUUUAGCAUGGAUCGUCGUGAAGUGGUUAACAGCAACAACAACAUGAUAUAUCAGUACAACAACAGCAGUAACACAAACGAAUACAAAUUUAGCAUCUGUUGUUUGCAAUGUUACGAUGUUCACCACGCAAAACGUUGUUCGUCCUGUUCAAAAGCCGUUCUCACGGACACAAACUACUUUCAAGUGAACGAGAAUAGCGUUUGGCAUGCCGAUGGUUCGUGCUUUCGAUGUCAAACAUGUACUGCCUCGCUCAUGGGGAGGAAAUUUUUUACGAAAAUGAAAUCAGCCAGGUCUAAUUAUGAUGAGGCUAGUAAUGCAGAUGACGGUCGUCAUCACCUGAACGGUGGCUACAACGUCAUCGUCACAUUGGUGUUCUGCAGCGAGGUUUGUGCCGGCCUGGAUGGAUUGAUGAAUGAUGAAGAGGAUGAUGACGUUGGUGGUGGUCUGCAGCCACUAUCAUUAUCAGGACUUCCUGUAUCACUAUCAGGACUUCCAGUAUCACUAUCAGGACUUCCAGUAUCACUAUCAGAACUUCCAGAAUCAUCAUUACCAAAAAUUUCAUCAUCAUCAUCAUCAUCACUGACACUACCGUCAUCAUCAUCAUCAUCACAACCUUUGUUAUCAUUACCGACGCCAACAAUCUCAACGACAGCAGCUUCAUCUUUGACGUCUUCAUCUGCACAGUCGGAGCAGCAGCAACUAAGCCAGCAACAGCCACAUCAGCAACAACAAAAACAACAACUUCAGUUGAUGUUGUCCCAGAAACGAAAGAUCCAGCAACAAACAUUAUUGAUAUUGCAAAAACAACAAAACUCUAUCAGAAACAAACAACAGCAACAAAGGCUACAGCACCAGCAACAACUUCAACUACAACAACAUACAUGUGAAAAAACGCAACAAAACGCUUUAGCAAGCAUAACGGCUUCCAUUAACCUCAUGGAAAUAAUUUUCAACAAUUUCCAAAGUAGAGCGCAAAAUUUUAAUAAAAGUGACAACAACAUCAUCAUCAACAACAACAACAGCAACAAUAAUAAUAAUACUUUUGAAAACAUAAACAACAACAAAAACAACAACGUAGACAGUGUGACUAUGACGACGGCUGCAACAACUACAACAACGUCAUAUCAAUUACCGUCACUGUCACUUGUAGCGACUUCAACAACGUCAACGGAGUCGCAACAGCAACAACAGCAGCAGCAGCAACAACAACACCAACAACAACAGCUGCAACAACAACAACAACACCAACAACAACAGCAACAACAACAACAAUCAUUCCUAUCGACACCUCAGCAGCAGCAGAAGCAGCAGGAAACGCCAACGCCACGAAUUUUAACCCGCGAAAUCGUCAGACGACUGACUUUCAGUAAUAUUUCUUAUGAUUAUAAACCAAACCGUCGAUCGUCAACAUCAUCAUCAUCAUCAUCGCCAUCUUCAUUAUCAUCAGCAUCAUCAUCAUCGCCACCUUUACAAUCAUCAUUAUCAUCACCAUCUCUAUCGUCGUCGUCGUCGUCAUCAUCACCGGUCUUGGAGUUCUCGCAUUUGGUUGAACAGGAUGGCAAUGUCGCCAAUAAACUUGUUUAUUUUUGA